AUGGCGAGGAUUGGAAACAAGAAAGUCAAGUCCAAGGCCACGGCUGGGGCAUCAACAACUGAAGUAAAAGUCCCCACGAAGGGACAAUACAUCCCCUCAAAAUCGCUCUCAUGGAAGCCCGUCAAAACUUCUGCCUUCUCUGGUAUGGACGCCGGUGGAGGUAUGAUGAUGCUGGAGGAACUUGAAGAUGUUGGAAUUGAAUGGGAAGAGGCGCAGGGUGGGCAAAAGCUUGCCAAGUUCAUUGAGGUAGAAGGGAAGAAGAAGAAGGGCAAGAAGGCCGAAGUGGAAGAGCCUGAAGAGGACGUCGUGUUCGAUGAAGAUUUUGAAGAGGAGGCUUCCGGCGAUGAACAAGAGGCUGGCGAAGAAGACGCUGCUUCCAACGCCUCUGAAGAGUUCCCAGACUUUGCUGGGUUUGACGCCGAAGACCUCAACGAAGCUGACGACGAAGAGCACGAAGAACUCGAGUCUGUUCCCGAUUUCAACGAUGACCUUCUCCCCGAAUGGUCCUCUGUACCCCUCCACCCCACUCUCAAACGCGCCUUCCUUGCAACCUCCUUCACCACCCCAACAACUAUCCAAUCUCGCGCCCUUCCCGCCGCGCUCACCGGUCGAGAUGUCAUCGGCGUCGCCGAGACCGGUUCCGGUAAAACCCUCGCCUACUCCCUCCCCAUGCUGGAUUACUUGUUGAGGAGGGCGAAGCCUGUCAAGGGCAAGAAGAGGGCUUUGAAGGGGUUGGUGCUCUGCCCUACUAGGGAGUUGGCUCUACAGGUGGUGGAGCACUUGGAAGCUUUGCUGAAGCAUACUGUCGAGGAGGAGGAUGAGGUGGAGAAGAAGAAGGGAGAAGGGAAAGAGCCGCCGAGGAUCAGUGUUGGGAGUGUUGUCGGUGGUCUUAGUGCGCACAAGCAGACCAGGAUCUUGAACCGAGGGUGUGACAUUCUCGUGGCUACUCCUGGUCGUCUGUGGGAUCUCAUGAAAGGUGACGACGAGCUCGCCACUUCCAUCCGGACUCUGCGCUUUUUGGUCAUCGAUGAAGCGGACAGGAUGAUCGAGAAUGGUCAUUUCCAGGAGCUCGAGUCUAUCGUCCGGCUCACUCAGCGUUCUGGCGGCGAGGCCGGGCCCGACGACGACGACCCAGUCUUCCAAUCCCUCUCCACCAUCUUCGAAGCCUCCUCCGCGCUGCCCGACAUGCAGACCUUCAUCUUCUCCGCCACCCUCAGCAAAGACUUGCAGAUCAACCUCAAGAAGAGGGGAAGCUGGAAGAAGAAUGGAAAGAAGAAGAGGAGCUCGACUUUGGAAGAUUUGGUGGAGAAGCUCGAUUUCAGAGAUGAGACGCCGGAGAUUAUUGACCUGAGUCCGGAGGGUGGUGUUGUGGCGACUCUGAGGGAGAGUAUGAUUGAGUGUACCAAGGACGACAAGGACCUCUACCUUUACUACUUCCUCCUCCGUUUCCCAGGCCGCUCCCUCAUCUUUGUCAACUCAAUCGACGCCAUCCGCCGUCUUCUCCCUCUCCUCAACCUCCUCCAACUCCCCAUCUUCCCCCUUCACUCCCAGCUCCAACAGAAGCAACGUCUCAAGAACCUCGAACGGUUCAAGUCCAACGCCAACGGUGUGCUGAUCGCCACCGACGUUGCUUCGCGAGGUCUCGAUAUCCCCCAAGUCGACCAUGUCGUCCAUUUCAACCUUCCCAGGACGGCGGACGCCUAUAUCCAUCGUUCUGGUCGUACAGCCCGAGCCAAGACGGAAGGUUUCGCACUCCUCCUCGUCUCCGCCGACGAGAAACCAACUCAGCGCGCUUUGAACCGUUCCCUCAACAGGACACACGAGCUGCCAGAGCUCCCUGUCGAAGCGGGAUUCCUCCCGCCUCUUCGGGCGCGCUUAAAGCUGGCGAACGAUAUCGAAAAAGCUAUCCACCGCGCUCAAAAGAGGACGCACGAGAAGAACUGGCUAUUGGAUGCGGCGGAGGCGAUGGACCUCGAUAUCGACCCUACGAUGUUGAGCGAUGGGGAAGAUGACCCCGAUGCGCCGUAUCACAAGGCGAAGAAGAUGGACAAGGCGAAGGGAAAGACGAAUCUGGAUGGCAAGGUGGAUGGAUUGAAGAUGGAGUUGAAGGAUUUGUUGAGGGAGAAGCUUGUGGCGAGGGGUGUUUCGACGAGGUACCCGACAAGUGGUAGCAAGGUCAUCGUGGAUGAUCUUAUCAAGUCUACUGGUCAUGGUAUGCUGUUGGGCGCGAGCACGAGUAAAGCGUACGACGAAGCAGAGUCCACAGGGAAGAGAAAGAAGAUUGGCGGUGGGGCGCGACCGCUCAAGAAGAAGGUCAAGACAUGA
This is a messenger RNA of Cryptococcus wingfieldii CBS 7118, 2325 nucleotides long. Its product is annotated as ATP-dependent RNA helicase MAK5. Gene Ontology annotation, molecular function: RNA helicase activity; ATP binding; nucleic acid binding. The record is from RefSeq and is a predicted model, not a curated record. The coding region runs from base 1 to 2325 and encodes 774 amino acids. The transcript is spliced from 7 exons. NCBI's taxonomy places the organism in Eukaryota, Fungi, Basidiomycota, Tremellomycetes, Tremellales, Cryptococcaceae. Gene Ontology annotation, cellular component: nucleolus.